Messenger RNA from Saccharomyces eubayanus, 1512 nucleotides. RefSeq names its product E3 ubiquitin-protein ligase PRP19 (gene PRP19). Bases 1 to 1512 code for a protein of 503 amino acids. The record is from RefSeq and is a predicted model, not a curated record. Lineage: Eukaryota; Fungi; Ascomycota; Saccharomycetes; Saccharomycetales; Saccharomycetaceae. Gene Ontology annotation, biological process: protein ubiquitination; DNA repair; mRNA splicing, via spliceosome. The transcript has a single exon. Gene Ontology annotation, cellular component: U2-type catalytic step 1 spliceosome; cytoplasm; Prp19 complex. Gene Ontology annotation, molecular function: ubiquitin protein ligase activity; protein binding.
AUGUUCUGUGCCAUUAGUGGGAAAGUACCUAGAAAGCCAGUGCUGUCACCCAGCUCAAAAACCGUUUUUGAAAAAUCGCUUCUUGAACAGUAUGUUAGAGAUACCGGGAAGGACCCGAUUACAAACGGGCCCUUAAGCCUCGAAGAGAUAAUAGAGAUUGUGCCCAGUGCCCAGCAGGCUUCGUUAAUCGAGUCUACGAACUCUGCUACCUUGAAAGCCAAUUACUCGAUUCCGAAUCUUUUGACCAGUUUGCAAAACGAAUGGGACGCUAUAAUGUUGGAAAACUUCAAAUUACGAUCAACUUUGGACAGCCUAACCAAAAAGUUGUCUACUGUGACUUAUGAAAGAGACGCAGCCAAGCUGGUUGCUGCGCAAGUAAUGAURGAAAACGACGAAAUUUCUCGUGGCUUAUCGAAGUCUCCAAAACAACCGGUGGUUGUCACGAGGGAAGCAUUUUUACAAGGAUUGUUGCAAUCAUCUAGAGAAUUUGUAGCGAGAGGUAAAGCGAAGGCAUUCAAAUGGCCGAUCUUCCAAAAUUUUGAGUUAUUACCUACACAACGCUAUUCAUCUGCGAUUAAAACGUAUCCAUAUAAAGAGCUUGAUUCUUCCAUGAACUAUAACAAAUGGACUUCCAUGUGUCUCUGUGAUGCAAACAGUUUACACUUCACUGAACUAAAGGACUCCGAUUCAAUUACCACGGAAACCAUACCAAAUCCUCAUACGGAGCAAAAACAGCCUGUUAUUGUUUCCAAGGGUUCACAUAAUCGGUUGUUGGUGUUAUAUUCCGAUAAUCACAUAACCAUAUUAGACUUAACAACGAAAACAGUAGCAAAAGAAAUCGAUGUAAACUCAGCGAACCAGAUUGUGUAUGUGUACGGCCACAAUGAGAUCAACACGGAAUAUUUCAUCUGGGCGGAUAGCAAAGGGACAAUAGGAUUUCAAUCUUACACGGACGACUCCCAUUAUAUAAUCAAUACUGGCAGGUCGAAUGUUGAGUACAGCAAUGGGGCACUACACAAGGACUCGCUGUUACUAGCGCUUUACUCGCUGGAUGGAAUAGUGGACGUGUACAGUUUAUCAUCGCCUGAUCAAGCAAGCUCCAGAUUCCCUACGGGAGAAGACAUUAAGAUCAAAGAGAUCAAGUUUUCAGACAAUGGAUACUGGAUGGUGGUAAAGGGCAGUCAAACAGUGGCCUGCUUUGACCUGAGGAAAGACGUGGGAACUCUGGCGUAUCCAACUUACACUCUUCCAGAGACCGAAGCAGGGGCCGUUGUGUAUGACGUCGAUGAGUUUGGCAAGAAUACGAUUGUAUACUCAAACGAGGACAGGUCCUUGUCCGUAUACAAAUUCAACAAGAAGACGAAAGGUUGGAUGAGAGACGAGGCCACUACGCUACAUUUGCAGAGUGACGUCGGAGACAUCACGGAUAUAGAGGUUGUGUGCGGCGACGGCAGCGUUGCGGUUGUUUUAAAGAGAAAAGACACUUUCAGUAUCGUCGCAUUGUCAUCGUGA